Pelagomonas calceolata is the source of this 912-nucleotide messenger RNA. NCBI's taxonomy places the organism in Eukaryota, Pelagophyceae, Pelagomonadales, Pelagomonadaceae. The record is from the annotation of a GenBank genome assembly.
AUGGCAGCCUGGCCGCCACCAGCGGCACCAGAACCAUCUCCAGACGAUGGCUUCCAAUCGCUGCGCGCCAGACUCACCGGUGCACAGACAAGGGCAGCGGGCGAUUUGGCAGGCCAGCUCGUCUUCCGAAUCCUGCCCGGCGGCACCUGCGAGCUCUGGCGCGGCAGCGGCGAGCACGUGAAGGACGUCGCCGAACUGUCCGUCGCGUCCGUGCUCGCGGCCGCGGCCGAGGACGCCGAGCGUACUGGGUAUGCGCCGUCCGUGCUGCUCGUCGACCAGGCGCUCGUGCCAGCGCUGCGACGAGCGCUGUGCAACACGCCGACGACGGCGAGCGCGCUGCCCGCGGGGCGCGCCCACAACGACGCGGUGCUCUUCUCCCCGUCCCAGCCGGCGCGGCGCGUCGAGGUCCCGCGCGGCGCCGCCGUGAAGAUCAUAGGAUUGCAGAACGCUGCGGAUCUGAACGGUCGCGGUGCCAAAAUCCAGCGCUUCGAUCCAAAAGCGGGCCGCUACCGCGUGCAGCUCGACGGCGACGGCGACCGCUGCGCGCGCGUCAGGCCCGCGAAUCUGCUACAAUUGAUCGAGGUCAUCCACGUCACGAGCGGGGCGUUCGGGAGGAUCCGCGACAAGGCCGUGAACGGCGAGGGAAAAGCGCCGGGCGAGCGCGACGGCUACCUCGUCAACGGCGGGCCUCCCAUCUUCGGGGCCACGGACAUCAAGUCGUUCUGGGCCUGCGAGGACACGUGCGUGCCCGUGGGCACGUGCGUGCGGGUCGAGUACUCCGACCCCGCCUGGGACGCGCAGAACCAGGCGCUCGUCGAGCGCGUGGACCUCGGGAAGCGGUUAUAUAUCGUGCGCGGCGGCGCCGACGCGGAGCGGAAGGUCGAGGUGGCGUUCGGGGCGGUGCGGGUCUAA